Monascus purpureus is the source of this 321-nucleotide messenger RNA. The record is from the annotation of a GenBank genome assembly. NCBI's taxonomy places the organism in Eukaryota, Fungi, Ascomycota, Eurotiomycetes, Eurotiales, Aspergillaceae.
AUGAUUUUUCGAAUAGCGACCAGACGUCUACCUCUGUCCUAUCGUGGGCCGAUUUCCCCUUCUCACCUCUCCAGACCCUUCACUUCCGGGCCCUCGGACGGCUCAAAUCACGGUUCCAAUUCUGCAUACAGAGAAGGGCUCUCCGGCUUCAAGCCCUUCGUGCGCCCCUUCGCCAAGGUCUUCCUCGGUGCCAUCUUCACCUACCAGGUCAUCUAUUGGACCUGGCUGAAGCUAGAGAUGGAUGAAUCAAAAUCUGAGAAAAAUAAAGAGGUUGCCGCGUUGGAGAAGCAGGCAAGGGAAAUGGCAGCUUCGCGGAAAUGA